AUGUGCGGGAAGGCAUUUACUCAUUCAUCUGCACUGCUGAUCCACAACAGUGUCCACACCAGGGAAAGGCCGUUCACCUGCUCUCAGUGCGGGAAGGGUUUUGUGAAUUCUUCCAACCUGCAGACUCGCCAGCUGCUCCAUACCGGAGAAAGGCCAUUCACGUGCUUGGUGUGUGGGAAAGGGUUCGCUUAUUCAUCUGCACUGCUGAUCCACCGGCGGGUCCACACCGGUGAGAGGCCGUUCACCGGCUCCACAGACCAGCGGGUACACACGAGAGAAAAGCCGUUCACGUGCCCCGUGUGCGGGAGGGGGCUCACUGAGUCAUCUACACUGCUGACCCACCAAUGGGUCCACACGCGAGAGAAGCCUUUCACCUGCUCAGAGUGCGGGAAGGGAUUCAGUCGGUUGGGUAACCUGCAGAUGCACCAGCGGGUCCACACCGGGGAGCGGCCAUUCACUUGUCCCGAAUGCUGGAAGGCAUUCCGUCACGUGAACAACUUGCCGACACACCAGCGGGUCCACACGGGACAGAAGCCUUUCACCUGCCCGAGUGCGGGAAGGGAUUAA
Messenger RNA from Hemiscyllium ocellatum (epaulette shark), 567 nucleotides. Its product is annotated as zinc finger protein 214-like. Gene Ontology annotation, biological process: regulation of transcription by RNA polymerase II. The coding region runs from base 1 to 567 and encodes 188 amino acids. The transcript is spliced from 2 exons. Lineage: Eukaryota; Metazoa; Chordata; Chondrichthyes; Orectolobiformes; Hemiscylliidae. Gene Ontology annotation, molecular function: DNA-binding transcription factor activity, RNA polymerase II-specific; RNA polymerase II cis-regulatory region sequence-specific DNA binding. The record is from RefSeq and is a predicted model, not a curated record.